AGCACUACAGAAUAUGCCGCACAGAGUCAGCAGAACGGCAGCAGAUGCAUCAGCAUCAUAUGAGGCCACCAUGCCUUCUAUCAAGCUUCUGGUUUGGUGCUGCUUGUGUGUGAUAUCCCCCAGGCUGUGCCAUUCUGAGAAGCUCUUCCACAGUCGGGAUCGGUCAGACCUUCAGCCCUCAGCAAUUGAACAGGCAGAACUGGUCAAGGAUAUGCUCUCUGCCCAGCAAUUCCUGGCAAAAUAUGGGUGGACACAACCAGUUAUUUGGGAUCCAUCAAGUACCAAUGAAAACGAACCUCUAAAAGAUUUCAGUCUGAUGCAAGAGGGAGUUUCUAACCCAAGGCAAGAAGUGGCUGAGCCAACAAAAAGCCCUCAAUUCAUUGACGCGCUCAAAAAGUUUCAGAAGCUAAACAACUUGCCAGUGACAGGAACCCUUGAUGAUGCCACCAUCAACGCCAUGAACAAGCCACGGUGCGGCGUGCCAGACAACCAAAUGGCAAAGAAAGAGACGGAGAAACCGACAGCAGCACAGUCACUUGAAAACAAGACUAAGGAUUCUGAGAAUGUUACUCAACAAAACCCAGACCCCCCCAAGAUUCGGAGGAAGAGGUUCUUAGAUAUGUUAAUGUACUCAAACAAGUACAGGGAAGAACAGGAGGCGCUUCAGAAAUCCACAGGCAAAGUCUUCACCAAAAAGCUGCUGAAAUGGAGAAUGAUUGGAGAAGGCUACAGCAAUCAGCUUUCCAUCAACGAGCAAAGAUAUGUCUUCAGGCUGGCUUUCCGCAUGUGGAGUGAAGUCAUGCCACUGGACUUUGAAGAAGAUAACACCUCCCCUCUAUCCCAAAUUGAUAUCAAACUUGGAUUCGGACGAGGUCGCCAUUUAGGCUGUAGCCGGGCAUUCGAUGGCUCUGGGCAGGAGUUCGCCCACGCUUGGUUUCUGGGGGACAUUCACUUUGACGACGAUGAACAUUUUACUGCUCCCAGUAGUGAGCAUGGGAUUAGUCUGCUGAAGGUGGCAGCCCAUGAAAUUGGCCAUGUUCUUGGAUUAUCUCACAUCCACAGGGUGGGAUCAAUAAUGCAGCCCAAUUACAUUCCGCAGGACUCUGGCUUUGAGCUGGACUUGUCUGACCGGAGAGCCAUACAGAACCUAUACGGCUCAUGUGAAGGCCCCUUUGACACAGCGUUUGACUGGAUCUAUAAAGAGAAGAACCAAUACGGGGAGCUUGUUGUUCGAUACAACACCUACUUCUUCCGCAACAGCUGGUACUGGAUGUAUGAGAAUCGGAGCAACAGGACCCGAUACGGGGAUCCACUUGCAAUUGCCAACGGCUGGCACGGAAUUCCCGUACAGAAUAUUGAUGCUUUUGUUCAUGUCUGGACCUGGACAAGAGACGCCUCCUACUUUUUUAAAGGUACUCAGUACUGGCGCUACGAUAGUGAAAAUGACAAAGCCUAUGCUGAAGAUGCACAGGGAAAGAGCUACCCUCGCCUAAUCUCAGAAGGGUUUCCUGGAAUCCCAAGCCCCAUCAAUGCUGCCUAUUUUGACAGGAGAAGACAGUACAUUUACUUCUUCAGGGACUCCCAGGUUUUUGCCUUUGAUAUCAACAGAAACAGAGUUGCGCCAGACUUCCCCAAAAGAAUCUUGGACUUUUUCCCAGCCGUCGCAGCAAACAAUUACCCCAAGGGCAACAUAGACGUGGCCUAUUAUUCCUACACAUACAGCUCCUUAUUUCUCUUCAAAGGAAAAGAGUUUUGGAAAGUCGUCAGCGACAAGGACAGGAGGCAAAACCCGUCUCUUCCAUACAAUGGAUUGUUCCCCAGAAGAGCAAUAUCUCAGCAGUGGUUUGAUAUCUGCAACGUACACCCUUCAUUGCUGAAAAUUUGAUUUGCCCAAAAUAGCCCAGCCUGAAUAAUAGUCAUGCACUGAGGUUUUCUAAAGUCUUCUUCUGCCCUUGUCCCACCUGUGCACUCACCUGUAGCAUGGACAUACUCCCAGAUGAUUGACCUUUCUACAACUCUACUUCCAGAGUGUCCAUGUCUAAGAAUUUCUUAGUAAAAGAGUUGACUAGACUAUUGUAUUGUUUCCUAAACGCAGCCAUAAAGGAGCUCCAACAGCACAAGAUUCCAGGAAGCCAUUCCCUCAAUUCAUAAAGGACAGGAGUGUGCGCUCCAAUAAUGGCUAAUAUAUGUACAUUAUUAAACACAAGAAUGGGAGAAAUCCAUUCGAGAAAAAAGUAUUUAUUAGUUGAGAUGAAUCCCAAUUUGGGAAGAUUGAGAGUUGAACAAGGAUCCUUAUUAUGUAUCUGCUUAAAUGUUUUAUUUAUCCAUUUUUGCUUGAGUUUCUGCUUCGAUUAGAAAGUAUUGGAGCAUGAUUCAUAAUGAUUGAACUGAUGUGAACUUCUCCAGAAUGCACUUCUAAACACAAACAUAAUACUGAUGGAGGAGGAAUAAUUGUAUGGGGAUAGAGGCUCCAUAGAAGGCAAACUUUAAGGCUGCAAUAAUAUUGUGGUCAAAUAUGUGCUUUCUCCUUGGUGGUAAAGGUUUAUUGAAGGCCCUUUGCUUCUUCUGCUCAACAGUGGACCAUGUGCUCAAAGUAAGCUCCCUACACAAUGGUUGAUGGAAAUGUGACUGGUCUGCAUGAAGCCCUCAACCCAACUGAACAACUGUGGGAUGAAUUGGACCAUGGACUAAGGGAGCCAGGCCGGAUCAUUGAAGCCGGACCUCACUCAUGCUUUUGUGGUUGAAGAGCAAAUCCCACCACUAAUCUUCCAAGACCUAGAGGAAAGCCUUUCCAGAAGAGCAGAGGCUGUUGCAGCAAAGGAAUGUCUAACUCUAUAUCAAAACCUUCAGGCUUCAGAAUUGCAUGUUCUCAUUAAUAAAUGUGUAGCAUCGGGACUCUAUAGCUCUUAAAGGCCGUGCAUGUUUGAUUUAGAAAGAUACACUUGAUGUUAUUACUGAGCUUUAUACAGCACUGUUAUUCUGCACAAAUAAAACUUUUACUUUACA
Molecule: messenger RNA, 3006 nt
Organism: Xenopus laevis (African clawed frog)
Lineage: Eukaryota; Metazoa; Chordata; Amphibia; Anura; Pipidae
Gene: mmp21.L
Product: matrix metallopeptidase 21 L homeolog
Biological process (GO): extracellular matrix organization; proteolysis; collagen catabolic process
Cellular component (GO): extracellular matrix; extracellular region
Molecular function (GO): metallopeptidase activity; zinc ion binding; metalloendopeptidase activity
Source: RefSeq, marked provisional